Molecule: messenger RNA, 9082 nt
Organism: Leptidea sinapis
Lineage: Eukaryota; Metazoa; Arthropoda; Insecta; Lepidoptera; Pieridae
Product: ankyrin-1-like
Exons: 35
Coding region: 172-7626 (2484 amino acids)
Biological process (GO): neuronal action potential; negative regulation of delayed rectifier potassium channel activity
Cellular component (GO): membrane; synapse; axon initial segment
Molecular function (GO): transmembrane transporter binding
Source: RefSeq, a predicted model, not a curated record
UUCAUUCGCGCAUGAUGCAUCGGCCGAUGUUCUACGGAUGUGUUUUGUAUCUGCAACGAGAUUAUAUGGGAGUGUGCUAUCGUGAUCGUGUUCAAUUCAUACCGCUUUAAUUUAAACUCGGGUGAUUUUAGUUAUUAUUUUGUUCAUGGUGUGUGAAGUUUUCAUUUGAUCAUGGCUUUGGAAGGUGUGAAAAGUGAAAAAAGUGAUGAAAACAAUGCUUAUGUGCAGGAGACCAAAUCGAAUGGUGUAGACAACAGGACUAAACAGAUAGACCCAAACACAGCGUUUCUGCGCGCGGCGCGUGCGGGUCAGUUGGACACCGUGGUGGACUUACUGGAGUCGGGCGCGGUCAAAGAUAUUAACACAUGUAACUCGAAUGGAUUAAAUGCCCUACACCUUUCUGCAAAGGAUGGCCACAUCUCGGUUGUAGAGGAGUUGCUGAAACGCGGUGCCACCGUCGAUGCAGCUACAAAGAAAGGGAACACAGCACUUCACAUAGCAUGCCUCGCUGGGCAGGAAUCUGUCGCCAAAGCGUUGCUGGCAGCUGGUGCGAAAGCAGACGCACAAUCAGCGGCAGGCUUCACUCCACUGUACAUGGCAGCGCAGGAGAACCACGCCGGCUGCGUCAAGAUGCUCCUGGCUGCUGGGGCUAGUCAAACUCUGGCUACUGAAGAUGGUUUUACCCCACUAGCAGUGGCCAUGCAACAAGGACAUGAUAGAGUUGUCGCUGAGCUGCUUGAAUCGGACACGCGCGGUAAGGUGCGACUACCCGCACUUCACAUUGCUGCCAAGAAGAACGAUGUAAAGGCUGCCACACUCCUAUUGGAGAACGAACACAACCCGGACGCAUGCUCCAAGUCCGGGUUCACUCCGCUGCACAUCGCCGCGCACUACGGGAACGUCGGAGUGGCCAGGGCUCUGCUGGCAGCCGGAGCGGACGCGGGUCGCGCGGCCAAACACAACAUCACGCCGCUGCACGUGGCGUGCAAGUGGGGACAGCUGGCUAUGGUCGACCUGCUCGUGGAGAAUGGUGCUAACAUAGCGGCGGUGACUCGUGACGGCCUCACUCCGCUCCACUGCGCUGCCAGGUCCGGCCACAGCAACGUGGUGUCCAGACUCUUACAACAUGGUGCACCUAUCACUAGUAAAACUAAGAAUGGCCUGACACCGCUGCAUAUGUCGGUUCAGGGUGAACACGUGGAGACUGCUAAGGUGCUGCUGUUGGAGGGAGCGCCCAUUGAUGACGUCACGGUCGACUACCUCACAGCGCUGCAUGUCGCCGCACACUGCGGUCACGUCAAGGUAGCCAAGUUGUUACUAGACAGGAACGCAGACGCAAACGCACGAGCUUUGAACGGCUUCACACCGCUACACAUUGCUUGCAAGAAGAACAGGCUCAAAGUGGUGGAACUGUUGCUCAAAUAUGGUGCUAGCAAGUCGUCGACGACGGAGUCGGGCCUGACGCCGUUGCACGUGGCGUCGUUCAUGGGCUGCAUGAACAUCGCGCUGGUGCUGGUGGGGGGCGGGGCCGACGCCGACGCGGCCACGGCGCGGGGUGAGACGCCGCUGCACCUGGCGGCCCGCGCGCACCAGACAGACCUGGUGCGGGUGCUGCUGCGGAACAACGCUAAGGUGGAAGCUCGCGCCCGAGACGAACAAACUCCUCUCCACGUUGCCGCGCGACUCGGUCACGCUGAUAUUGCUGCUCUGUUGCUGCAACAUGGCGCCGAUGUUGCCGCCACAACCAAGGACAAGUAUUCACCGCUACAUAUUGCUGCUAAAGAGGGGAAAGAAGAGGUAGCAUCUAUACUGCUCGACUACAACGCGCCUAUCGAAGCGGAGACUCGGAAAGGUUUCACCCCCCUGCACCUGGCCGCCAAGUACGGAGACAUGGGCGUGGCCCGUCUGCUGCUGGCCAGGGGCGCGCAACCCGGCCCGCCGGGCUGCGGCCACGUCACGCCGCUCCACAUGGCCACGUACUACGGACAUCCCGACAUCGCGCUGCUGUUGCUGGACAGAGGUGCGUCUCCACACUCAUUGGCUAAGAACGGCCACUCAGCGCUGCACAUCGCUUGUAGAAACAACCACCCUGAUAUUGCCUUUGCGUUGCUCGAACAUGAUGCGGACCCCAGUGUCAAAUCUAAGGCUGGGUUCACACCGCUGCACAUGGCGGCGCAGGAAGGUCACGAGGACUGCGUAGAGAUGCUCAUCGAAAGGGGAUCUGACGUCAAUGUGCCCGCCAACAAUGGGCUGACCCCCGUCCACCUGGCCGCCGCGGAAGGUCGUACUGCCGUUCUGAAGUCCCUGCUGGCGGCGGGCGGCCGCUGCGGCUCCAAGACGCGCGACGGAUACACGCCGCUGCACGCCGCCGCGCACCACGGACACGUGGCGGCCGCGCGCGCGCUCCUAGAGGCGGGCGCCGACGUCACCGCCACGGCCGCGCACACGUUCACACCGCUACACCAAGCCGCGCAACAAGGCCAUACCCUGAUCAUCCAACUGCUGCUUAAAAAUAACGCAGAUCCGAAUGCGCUGUCUUCUAGUGGUCAGACAGCGUGUGCGAUAGCUGAUCGCCUGGGGUACAUAAGUGCAGUAGAAGCGCUCAGACCAGUCACAGAGAAUACUUUGAGCCAAGCCGUCGGCGAUUCUGGUGGUGCGGAAGGAAAAUACAGAGUGGCCGCUCCUGAGCUCAUGCAGGACACCUUCAUGAGUGACUCAGAGGACGAAGGAGGAGAAGUGGAGUGUCCGAUCCAACAGCAGCAACAAUACCGCUACAUGAACAGCGAGGCCGGCACUCUGAACAGGGCCAAGCCCUUGGAGGACAGUGUGACAGACGGACACCUCUGGCCCAGCAACAAUGAUAGUAAGGUGGCCACCAUGGAGCGACAACCAGUCGACAUUGGGUUCCUGGUGUCAUUCGUGGUGGACGCGCGCGGCGGCGCCAUGAAGGCCAAGCGGCGCGGCGGUGUACGGGUCAUCGUGCCUGCGGCCGCCUGUGCAGCUCCCACGCGGCUCACGUGCAGAGCGGCCACACGACGUGCUCCUGCCGCGGCGCCUCCGCCCCUCAUGGAGGGCGAAGCGCUGGCUUCCAGAUUGCUAGAAUUGCAGCCUCAGGGAGCUAAGUUCUUGGCUCCAGUUAUAAUCGAGGUGCCGAUAUUCACCGCGUCGUGCCCAGAACGAGAGAUCGUGAUACUGCGCUCCGACUCGGGCGAAACGUGGCAAGACCAUUACCUGCACAACAAUGACAACCCUAUGAUACAGGAGGCACUAUAUCGUGAGCGCCAGGAGCACGGGCCGACCGGAGAGUCGUUAGGGGAGAAUGGGGAGAGAGUGACCCGCAUCAUCACGUGCGACUUCCCGCACUACCUGGCCGUGGUGUCUCGGAUCAGGCAGGAGGUCCACAUCAUUGGACCCGAGGGCGGAACCAUAUCUUCUGCACAUAUACCGCAAGUCCAGGCGUUGUUCCCGCCGGACGCGCUCACCAAGAGGAUCCGUGUGGGGCUGCAGGCGCACGGGGCGCCCCCGGAGCUGUGCCGGCGCCUGCUGCCGCGGCACGCUGCCGUGUCGGCCGUGCUCACGGUGGAGCCUCGCCGCAGGAAGUUCCACCGGACCAUCACACUCACGGCGCCCCUGCCGCGCGCCGCAGACCAGAAGGUGACCGACAAGAGCUCUACAUCCAGCCUGCGCCUGCUGUGCUCCAUCAUGGGCGGCCAAGCGCGCGCCGUCUGGGAGGAUGUCACCGGCUCCACUCCGCUCACCAUCACGUCAGAUUGCGCCUCCUUCACCACUACUGUUUCAGCCAGAUUCUGGCUGAUGAAUUAUCAGAAUGUAAGCGACGCGACAAAACUGGCAACAGAAUUGUACAGAGAAAUGUUGAUAGUCCCGUUCGACGUUCGCAUCGUAGUGUUGGGCAAGCGACUGGACGCACUGGAGGGGAGGUUACUAGUGAUGUACAUUACUGACAGAUACGCUUACGAUACACUGCUCAGGCAGGAACACUACACCGAGGUAGCACACUCGACAGCGGUUAGAUUUCUUGACGGCAAAGAGAUCCAUCUUGAAUUCUCCGGUAACCUUGUGCCAGUCACCAAGUCGGGAAGCCAACCUGCCUUCAAAUUUGAGGCCUUCAAAGACAACAGAGUGGAGUUUACGGUCCGUGUGAAACAUCACGAGGAGAGUCCGUCUGGGAGGAUAUACUUUAUGAACGAACCCAAGGUGGCUAAGGGUGAACAGUCUCAGAGUCCAGUGUGUGUAUUAGACGUAGAACUGCCGCAAAGCAUCGCGCCACGUGCCGGCAAGAGUCACGCCGACUGUCUGAACCUGGAUCAAUCAGGUUUCGAUGCAUUGAACGACGAGUUGAGCUUCCACUGGGGUGACCACAACAACAGUGGGCCCCCGUCGCUCCACACACAUCAUGAAAAGUCAGCCAUCACCAACGGACACGACAAAACCAUUGUGAAUGGUAAUGUGAAAUUCAAUUCCAAGGAUACAGUCGAUACGGAUAAAUCACAAGUAAACGGUGACACAUUAAAUUUUGACUCCAACAAAGUUAAGGCCACCUUCGAUUCAGACGAAGAUAAAACUCCAAUGAAUACUUUGGAAAAGGGCAAGAAAAAACCUGAGGGUGGAUUUUUGGGCGGCCUUGCUGGAAAAGUAAAGAAUGUAUUUAGUAGCAGUGAGGAAAACGAUGACAGUAGGGAAUCUUCACCGAUGCCUCAGCCUAAACCCCGAGAAUCUAAGGAUAAAUCUCCUCCGAAGCCAGCACCGAGAAUUAUCAAUGAAGAUUUACUCGAAAAAGUUGACGAUAUGUUCAAAGACUUAAAGGAAAAGCCACACACAAAGGAAGAUGAAGAUGUCCACAGUAAGGUGUAUUUAACAAAACUAAUUGUUGAUGAAGACCAUCCCGAUUUAAAAGAGAAAACUGAAGAGUUAUACCAUCAAUACGAACAUAUGCAACCCGUAGAAACGCCGUUACAUUGCAAAAUAUCAGAUCCUUUCCAAUUAUACACAGGUUGUUGUGAACACAGAUAUAAAAAAGGCGAAAAACAUCGACACGAUGAGACUUCUAAUUUGAAUGAUAUAAUAGAACAAGUAAAAUUUACCACUAACGAAACUAUUCAAGAAAUAUCAGAACGACCACAAAAUGCUUAUAAAGACGAAUCAGAUAAAUUAGAAAAGGAGAAAGACAUCUCACAUCAAAAAUCAUUGAAAAUACUCGAUAACGCAACGGUUAUUGAAAAUAAUAUCAAAGAUGAUAUCGUCAUCGAAAUAUCGAAUCAAGCUGAUUCGGAUGAUAUUGUGGCAGAUAUUAAAUCGCAAGCUGAAGCCGAACUUGAUCAUAUUCAGUCUGCCGCACAAGAUAUAGUAAGUAAUUUAUUGAAAUCGAACAUAAAUAACGUUGACCACAAGGUGCUCGUGAUGGACUUUUUAGCAGCUGAACAAGCUGAAGCCUCCAAAACAUUUGAUGGCAAGGAUACCAGAAAAAACCUGGAAAACACCGUUCUUCACGUGCAAGGUGAUGUAUCUCAAAAGGCCAAUGAGAAAGUUUCUGAACUAAAAGAAGGAGUAAGUAAUAUAGCAAAUGGCCUAAAAAAUAAUAUCAAAGCUAAAGUUGAAGAUGUUGAGGUAGCAAUGAAUGAAAAAGAAAAUGAUCUCAGUUAUUCGAUUGAACAAAGUAAAGGUAAACUAGGAAAAGGAUCGGACAACAUUAAAUCAAAAGUAAAAGAAGGAAAAGUUGAAGGUAAGAAAAAGUCUAAAGAGGGAAAAAAUUUUUUCACAGGACUUGUUCAUAAUAUAUUCGGCGAUAAAGAUAAAGUCGAUGAAGUUGUUAAAGAUAAAGUUUCCGAAGGAAAAAAGUCUGGUAACAAAUUGUCUAAGCAACUAUCUUCAGCUAAAGAUAGCACUGAAGAAAAUUUAACUAAACAGAAAGAAGUUUGUGUUAGCUUUCUUGAUAGUGAAAAUCAAAAAUUACAAAGUCACACGAAAGAUGUUGUUGACGAAGCUAAUAAAUUACUACAAAACGCAAAAGACACCAGCGUGGAAGUUCAGCAAACUGCACAAAAUAAAUCUAAUCAAAUAUUGCAAGAUGUUGAAAAUAAAAAGAUUGAAAUGGCAGAACAACUGCAAAAAACAAAAGACAAUGCAGUACAAAGUAUAGAGAAUAACACAAUUAAUUUGCUGAAUGAAGUAGAGGAUGAAGAAGAACAUUUUGCACAAAACGUUCAUAAACAAGCACAAAAAUUAAUAGCUGAUGUUGAAUCUACGAGUAAAGAGGUGACGGAAAACAUCCUAAACGCAAAAGAUAAUAUUGAACAUUCUUUAGAAAACAAACACAUUCAAGUUUCUGUUGAUGCUCAGCGCAUGGAAGACCAAGUUAAUGACACUGAGAAUACGUUACACGAAGAGGCUAAAAAUAUGACUCAAAAUAUUCUAAACAAUAAAGAAAAUAUCUUACAUAAUGUCUUAAAUACUAAGGAAAACGCUGAAAAUGAGGCCCUACAGAAUACUGAACAAAUUGUACGAGAUAUAAAAUAUAAGCGCGAUGAGGCCAUACAAAGUGCACAAAACAAGAGAGAUGAAUUAGUUAAUAGCUUAGAAACUACACAAGAAGUAUUGUCGUCUGAAAUUACUAACAAAGCUGAUGAAGCGACAAAAGCUCUAGAAGAUACUAAAUUAGUAGUGGAGAAAGUUUUAGAGAGUAAGAAUGUUGAUUUCCAGGAAACCAGAGACCUAGUUGUAAAUGCAGCUACUGAUCAUAUGGAUAGAAUUCGGCAAGAGGCUGAAAUUGCAACUGAUGAAAUCAAAAAAGAAGCAGAGAAGUCUUUAAAUAUAAUGGCUAUAAAAAAGGCUGAAAUACAAGAUUCUGUUACGGACAAAGUUGUUAGCCUGGGAGAAGUUGGAAUGGAAAAAAUUGACAAAAUUAAAAAAACUGCAUUUGAAACGACGGAUGAUGCUAAAGAUACAGCAAAGCAUGCAUACGAUCACACUAAAGAAUCGUCCUUGAACGCUUUCGAUACACUCGAAACCGCUGCUAAGGACAAAGUGACCGAUGCUAAAAAUACGUGGAGUGAUCUGCACAGUAGCGCGCGUGAUACAUAUGCAGAUAUGACAGAUGACGUACAUUGCUUAGAAAGUGGAGCUCAAGACACGCUUCAGAGCUUCCAGAGUUCUGCUGGAAACACUUUCGACAGUUUAGAAGACUCCACGCGGGAAGUUGUUGAUGGUGUUGAAACGACAAUAACUAAAGUUGAUGCUCAUACAAAGGAACUAUUUGGUGCGGCCAAAGAUUCAUUUGAAGGAUUCAGCGUUACAGCUGAAAAUAAACUAGAGGAUAUCAAACUGGGUACAAGUGACAAGAUAGAUGAAGCGGGUGACAGGCUUGAUAAGGCAAGGAUCGUUAUUAGUGAGUGUGCUAACGCGACGACAAAAAAUAUAGAGGAAGGAGUGUCGAGAGAAGCGGAUAAGUUUGCGAGCAAUCUGAACGAUUUGGGCAAUUCCGUGUUUGGAAUAUCAGGCAAAGGUUUUAUCAAAGAUUCUAGUUCUAAAUUGCUUGAAUCGGAAAAAUCACAAUCGUCACCACACAAAAAAGGCUCGGGAAUACCGAAACUGAAGAAAAAGAAGAAAUAAUCAUCGAACGAGACGAGCGGCCGACCGAUGUAUGAUAAUAAUAUAUUAUGUCUAGAUGUUAUAUUAAUUUGUUUGUUGUUAUUGAUUCUUGUUUGAUUAACAGAUUUAUUUUAUGUUAAUAUAAAUCAUUUUUACAACUCAAAUAUUUAAUUACCCAUUUAACUUAUUAAUCAAUGACAAAUUAAUUUAUGUAUAGCAAAUAGAUCUGUUAAUCGAUUUUAUUUUUGCGUCGUAUCCAUUGCAUGUCGAUCAUAGUACGGAUACGACCUGUACAUACAGAAAUGUAUGAUUAUGGUCUAGUUUUUGUUCUUUAAUGUUAUUAAAGAGAUUACUGAGUAUCACGGGAGUAAAUAAUACUCAGAGGCAUAAAUCAAACUUUUAAUUUUUCUUUAUGCAUAAGGUUUCUCUUUUAUAUAAAAGAGGAUAGUGAUAGUAAUACAACAUUACAGCAACACAAAUCCUAUAAUAUGUUAUUUACAAUUUAACAUGAAGCAUUAAGUGUCUCUUCGCAUCGAAUCUGAACCAACUUGCCAACACAGCUCUAUAAAUAAAAUAUUGUAUUAAAGAUUUUACCUCUGGGAUAUAUUUACUGGCGUGCUAAUUUAUUAAAUAGUCAUCUGAAAUGUACAAACAAGUACAAUCGUAUAUUUAUUCAAAAUAUAUUUAAUACGUGAUUUCAUAGAAAUUGCUGAUUUUUAACUUAUUAUAAAUAGUGUUUUAUUACAUAUUGACGUUUUUAUUUUAUACAGUUUUAUAAAAUCUUUGAUCUUGCCUGAAUCAUUCUAAUCAAAGUUCCCUUAUUUUUACUUUACAUAAUAUAUUAGACGGCUUAGAACAAUUAUUUUGCAUUAUUUAACGAAUGCGACGCAUAUCUUUUUCGUUGCCUAAUUUAUUAUAUUAUAUAUAUUAUUGUGUUUUAUUAUAAAGUUUACAUUGCUUGUGCAGUAUUUAACAGGAAUUGUUUGUAUAACUUUAAGGGUAAACUUCAUUACUGCCCAUAACAUUAUAAAUAUAUUUUAUAAGGUUAUAAAACAAAAUUAUGGUUUUAAUAAAAUAGGUAUUUGAAUAUUGUUACAACUUGCAAUAUUCCAUGGUGAAUUCCAUGUGUACAAAAUCGAUUUAUCAGGUGUUAUUGGAAAAUAAUUUAAUGUUCCGAGUUAGGACAGUAAUGGGUCUGUUUACCCUAACUACUAGUUUUGCUAACCAUUUAAUAAAUUUGCGAAUUGGGUAAUAUUUCUCUAUUAUCUCAAGUUUAAUGUUUUAAGCAAAAUUGGUAGACAGUGUAUGACGCGCAGUCGUAGUAUUUUAGAUCUGCUAGGUUAUUUUUUAUAUUUUAAAUACUUUUGUCCUAUUUUAUGUUUCAGUAACAAUUAAAAGUUAUAUGUAUAUUGUAUGUCACAAAUGAUACAUAAUUAUUACGAUAUUUUAUUUGGAAAUAAAUGUAAAGAACAAUUUA